AUGGGAGCAAGCGACCUACUCUUCAUCACUAUCAGUCGCAAUGUCUCCUUUGUGGGCAAAGCGUGGUGCAUGAUGAUGCUGGUCCUCCGCCUGCUCGUCCUCCUGCUGGCCGGCUUCACCCUGUUCAGUGACGAGCAGGAAAGAUUUAUCUGCAACACCAUCCAGCCAGGCUGCUCCAAGUUCUACGGUGACAGGAGUCGGGAAGUUUCAUCUUUCAGCCAUGAGAACUCCAGCUCCUCAAGAGAAGUGUCUUUGCAUAAAACUCCACUUCACAAACUGCAACGAGAGUGGGGAGCGCCGCGCUUCUACUGUGCUUACUUUCUGGUUGUAAUUCUACGGAUCCUCGUGGAAGUGGUUUUUGGUGCAGGCCAGUUUUUUCUCUUUGGUUUCUCCAUUCCUAGGAGCUUCCUGUGUUACGAGGCGCCCUGCACAUCUGGGGUGGAGUGCUACAUCUCCAGACCAACGGAGAAGACCUUAAUGCUCAACUUGAUGCUGGCCGUGGCGUCCUCGUCCAUUCUGCUGAGUGUGGUUGACCUGGUGAGCUCCAUGAAGGCGAUGGUGAGGUGGAGAAUACAAAGGGAGAUGUUGAUGGAGGAGAUGAGUAAAGGAGAGGAAACUAGUAUGUUCACCAUGACAGCCACAACUGAAGACAGUGAUGUGCCUUUAACCAGAACAAUCAGCCCGAGUGAAAGUUCAAAGAAGGGUCUCAAAGAUCAAAAAGCAGUUGUUCCACUCCCAGAUGGUGACCCUCUUCAUGCUAGGGGGAAUAAUGGAACCGUCACCAAAACUGGAGAAGUCACUAACGACACGAGGCCAGGAUGCAAAGAUGCUAAAUUGGAGAUGUCUCGUUCAGCCGCUCCCAUGAGCACUCCAGUACCAACUCACUUUGUCUUCCACAGCCACAUGAGGCCCCCUAUGUCCCCUCGCACUGACAGAGGACCACCAAAGCCUGGGAUGCCAACACCUAUGGGUGCCAAAAAGCUGGACCAGAACACUCCAGUUGGGGCAAACUCAGGCCAACACUCUGAUAGCAGUGAAUCUAAAGAGAAGAGGGCAUGGGUGUAA
Etheostoma cragini (Arkansas darter) is the source of this 1065-nucleotide messenger RNA. Its product is annotated as gap junction delta-4 protein-like. The transcript is spliced from 3 exons. Gene Ontology annotation, biological process: cell communication. Gene Ontology annotation, cellular component: connexin complex. NCBI's taxonomy places the organism in Eukaryota, Metazoa, Chordata, Actinopteri, Perciformes, Percidae. The record is from RefSeq and is a predicted model, not a curated record. Bases 1 to 1065 code for a protein of 354 amino acids.